AUGGAUUUCGAGCCAACUGAUGUUCUCAUUGUCGGCGCUGGCCCGGUCGGCCUGGUGACUGCCCUCGGUCUGGCCCAACAAGGCAUCCCCACAAUCAUCAUUGAAAGACGAGAGUUGGAGGUCCAGGAGUCCUUUGGCCGAGCCAUUACUCUCUUUCCCCGCACUCUCGAGCUCUUCGAACAGGUCGGCGUCGCCGAGGAAAUAGUUCAACAGGGCAACAUUGUACGGGGAAUCGCCACCUUCCAGGGCGGUAAAAGAGUGUCGGCAGUGGGCCAGCAGUCAAUGUUCACUGCCAUGACCGGAACUUUCCACGACUAUAUCAUCAACAUCCGUCAAAAGUCUUCUCAGGCCAUCUUUGCUGCCAAGUACAGAGCAGUUUCAGGAAACGAGGUCCAAUAUCAGUGGGAGCUUGUCGACUACCAAAUUGACGACAAACCCCAAGACGGCUAUAAUCUCACAGCAGUUCUUCAACAUCCUCAGCACGGAAUACGCUCAAUCAGAUGCAAAUACCUGAUCGGCGCCGACGGAGUCACGUCUCAAGUCCGACAACUUGCCAAGAUUGAAAUGAUUGGUGACAAAACGGCGUACGAAUGGGUUCGUUUUGAUGGCCGUGCCAAGACCGACAUUCCUGAGACCGACCUUGGCUUUGUGACAAUCAACAGCGCCGAGUACGGCAGCGCCUUCCUAGCUCGGCUUGAUAAGGAUGCGUGCCGUCUGGGAUACGUCUUCACUCCGACGCUCAAGGCCAAGUAUCCCCAAGGUCUCAGCAAAGAACAGGCCAUGGAGGAGGUAAUCAAGUCCGUCCAACCGUUCAACCUUGAAAUCAAGCAAAAGGUAGCCGCGACCAUGCGAAAGGAUGACUUCGUGUUCCUUGCCGGCGACGCUGCUCACACACACUCCUCCGGCUUCGGCCAGGGCAUGAACACCGGAAUCCACGACGCCAUUAACCUCUCAUGGAAGCUGGCUGGAGUUCUCAGAGGGUGGUAUCAGACGGGAGUGCUCGACACGUACUCCGAGGAGCGCCGUGCCGUCGCGCAAAAGGUCAUUGAUAUCGACAGGACCCUAGCGGCUGUAUUGUCUGGCGACGUGCCCGAGACGUGGAACGGAUGUAGCGGCAAGCCUGAGCCGAGCAAGGUGCUGGGCGACAUAUUGACGUCAAACGCCAGCUUCAACAUUGGUCUUGGCGUCAGCUAUGGGCCCUCGGUCCUGGUCGACAAGGCUACCACUGGUAGUUUGGCCGUCGGACAUCGCUGUCCUGACAUCCUUCUCAGAGCACCCGGCCCGUCUGUCCCCAUCCGCCUGCAGAGCAUUAUCCAUAAGAACACUGGGCAGUGGAACAUGCUCAUCUUUGCUGGUCGCCCUGGUCAACAAACAGCAAAGGUGGCUGCGCUGCGUGAGACUCUCGAGUCUUUCAACGCGGUCAAUAAAUACGACCAGAUGGUUAGCUUCACGACGAUUGUCACUGGUACUAUUACCAACACGUGGGAUGUGUAUGAUGGGCUCCCUUCUAGUUUGGUGCUCUGUGAUGUCGACGGACAGGGACACAAUGUCUUUGGAAUCUCAGCCAAAAGCGGCGGGCUUGUUAUUCUACGCCCAGACGGCAUCUUGGCUGGCAUAUACCCGAUCGAAAAUGUGCAGGAGGUGGGACUUUUGUUCAAGGGUUUCUGGUCUGGUAGCACCAAGACACUCCCUCUUGUUUGA
Messenger RNA from Colletotrichum costaricense, 1701 nucleotides. Its product is annotated as FAD binding domain-containing protein. The coding region runs from base 1 to 1701 and encodes 566 amino acids. Lineage: Eukaryota; Fungi; Ascomycota; Sordariomycetes; Glomerellales; Glomerellaceae. The transcript has 4 exons. The record is from RefSeq and is a predicted model, not a curated record. Gene Ontology annotation, molecular function: FAD binding; oxidoreductase activity.